Molecule: messenger RNA, 726 nt
Organism: Lathyrus oleraceus (garden pea)
Lineage: Eukaryota; Viridiplantae; Streptophyta; Magnoliopsida; Fabales; Fabaceae
Exons: 1
Coding region: 1-726 (241 amino acids)
Source: RefSeq, a predicted model, not a curated record
AUGAAUUAUGUCAUAAGAGGCACUUGUAGUUACAAGUUUGUGGAACCUCAAUUAAGGACUUUGAAAGGAUUGGGGACUCGUCUGGUUCUUGAUAACAAAGAAGACUUCAAGAAUAAUUAUGGUGAUCUCCUGAGUAUUCUCAACACUGAAGUUAACAUAACGAUCAUCCAUACUCGUGUGCAGUUAUAUGAUCCUCCAACAAGGUGUUUUACUUUCCAAGACCAUCAGUUGGCUCCAACUCUGGAGGAAUAUUCACAGAUCUUGGGGGUUGAAAUUCAUGAUCAGGUUCCUUUUGUCUAUACAAAGGAACUUCCUAAGUCUCAUCAUAUAACUGAAGUCCUCAAUUUGGAGAAGAAAGAAGUGGAAAUCAACCUCCAACUCAAGGGUGGAACUUAUGGUUUUACUCUAAAGUUUCUGGUAGACAAACCCACUACCUUUGCUGAUGCUGGAAGUUGGAAUUCUUUCAAUGUUAUUAUUGCUUUUCUCAUAUAUGGGAUUGUCUUGUUUCCUAACAUGGGAGAUUUUAUGGAUCUGGCCUUUAUUCAUAUUUUUAUGACCAAGAAUCAUGUCCAUACUCUUCUGGAUGAUACUUACUACUCCGUUCACGUGAGAAAUCAGAAUAAGAAGGGAACCAUUAUGUGUUGUGUUCCUAUGUUGUACAGAUGGUUCAUGUCUCAUCUAUCCAACAAGGGUCCUUUCCUUGACAACAAAAGCAAUCUUAAAUAG